Lodderomyces pseudojiufengensis is the source of this 5487-nucleotide messenger RNA. It is a transcript of the gene DUR1,2, whose product is annotated as bifunctional urea carboxylase/allophanate hydrolase. The record is from RefSeq and is a predicted model, not a curated record. Gene Ontology annotation, cellular component: mitochondrion. Gene Ontology annotation, molecular function: metal ion binding; urea carboxylase activity; methylcrotonoyl-CoA carboxylase activity. Bases 1 to 5487 code for a protein of 1828 amino acids. The transcript has a single exon. NCBI's taxonomy places the organism in Eukaryota, Fungi, Ascomycota, Pichiomycetes, Serinales, Debaryomycetaceae.
AUGUCUACAAAUACUAUCGGUUGGACAAUUGAUGAUUGGAAAAAUUUACAUUUCAAUUCAACACCAGAUAAAUCAUUUCAAAUUUUAUUAAAUUUAUUAAAUUCACAACAAAUAGCACCAAAAGAUCCUGCUUGGAUUUCAUUAGCUUCAGAAGAAAAUUUAAAACAUCAAUGGGAUUUUUUACAAUCAAAAUCAAAUAAAACAAAAUUACCAUUAUAUGGUGUACCUAUUGCAGUAAAAGAUAAUAUAGAUGUUAAAGGAUUUGAAACUACUGCUGCAUGCCCUUCUUAUUCAUAUAAACCAGAAAAUGAUGCAACAACAGUAAAAUUAUUAAGAGAUUCAGGUGCAAUAAUUAUUGGAAAAACUAAUUUAGAUCAAUUUGCAACUGGAUUAGUAGGUACUAGAUCUCCAUAUGGAAUAACUCCAAAUACUUUUAAUUCAAAAUAUGUUAGUGGUGGAUCAUCAGCAGGUUCAGCUUCAGUUGUUGCAAGAGGUAUAGUUCCAGUUUCAUUAGGUACUGAUACUGCAGGUUCAGGUAGAGUACCAGCUGCUCUUAAUAAUAUAAUAGGUUUAAAACCAACAAAGGGAGUAUUUUCAUGUAAUGGAGUUGUACCAGCUUGUAAAUCAUUAGAUUGUGUUUCCAUUUUUGCAUUAAAUUUACAAGAUGCUCAAUUAACAUUUAAUAUCAUGGCUCAAGAAGAUGGUGAUAAUGAUGAAUAUUCAAGACCAAUGCCUAUAAAUCCAUUACUUAAAUUUUCAAAAAAACCAAAAAUUGCAAUUCCUUCAAAUUUAAUAUGGUGUGGAGAAACUGAAAAUCCUACUUUAUAUAAUAAAGCAGUUGAAAUAUUAAGUGAUAAAGUUGGAGCCGAAUUAAUUUCAUUAGAUAUUGAACCAUUACUUGAUUUAGCUAAAUGUUUGUAUGAAGGACCUUGGGUAACAGAAAGAUAUGUUGCAGUAAAAGAUUUCCUAGCAACAAAUCCACCAUCAAAAGAUUUAGAUCCAACUGUAUUAAAAAUUAUAAAGGGAGGAGAAAAUUAUUCAGCAGCUUCAUGUUUUCAAUAUGAAUAUAAAAGACAGGGUAUACUACAAAAAGUUAAAAAAUUAUUAAAAGAUAUUGAUGUGAUUGUUGUACCUACAGCUCCUUUAAAUCCAACUAUUGAACAAGUUCAAAAAGAACCAAUUAAAAUAAAUUCAUGUCAAGGAACUUAUACAAAUUUUGUUAAUUUAGCAGAUAUGUCAGCAUUAGCUAUUCCAGCAGGAUUUAGAAAAGAUGGUCAACCAUUUGGAAUUACUUUAUUAUCUCAUAAAUUUAAUGAUUAUGCAUUAUUGGAAUUAGCAAGUCGAUAUUUAAAACCUUAUGCUGAGACAGUACCUCAUUUUUAUGGAUCAUUGAAAAAUAAAUUAAUUGAUUCAACUAUUCAUGAUGAAUUAAAUUCUAAUGUACCUUCAAAAACUCCACAAGAACAAAUCAAAUUAGCUGUUGUUGGUGCUCAUCUAAAAGGAUUUCAAUUACAUUGGCAAUUAGAAGCUGUUGAUGCAAGAUUUGUUGAAUCUACUACUACUUCAUCUAAUUAUAAAUUAUAUGCAUUACCUAAGACUGGACCAGUUGCAAAACCAGGUUUAAGAAGAGUUUCAGAAGGUGGGGAAAAAAUAGCUAUAGAAAUAUAUUCAAUACCGAAAGAAAAAUUUGGUCAAUUCAUAAGUUAUGUACCUGAACCAUUGGGGAUUGGAUCAGCUGAAACAUCUUCAGGUGAAUGGGUUAAAUCUUUUAUUUGUGAAGAAUCAGGUUAUAAUCUUCCAGGAACAGUUGAUAUUACAUCUUUUGGAGGUUGGAAAAAUUAUCAAGAACAUUUAACAAUUGAAAACAAAAAGCAUAAAAAGCCAUUUAAUUCAGUACUUGUUGCCAAUAGAGGUGAAAUUGCCGUAAGAAUCAUCAAAACUUUGAAAAAAUUAGGUAUCAAAUCAAUAGCCAUUUAUUCAGAUCCAGAUAAAUAUGCUCAACAUUCAUUAUUAGCUGAUGUUGCUAUUCCAUUACAUGGAACAACUGCUGCUCAAACAUAUAUUGAUAUUGAUAAAGUCAUAAAAGCUGCUAAAGAUUCAGGUGCAGAAGCUAUUAUACCAGGUUAUGGAUUUUUAUCAGAAAAUGCUGAUUUCUCAGAUCGUUGUGGAAAAGAAGGAAUUGUUUUUGUUGGACCAUCUGGAGAUGCAAUUAGAAAAUUAGGUUUAAAACAUUCAGCUAGAGAAAUUGCUGAAAAAGCAGGUGUUCCAUUAGUUCCAGGAUCAGGAUUAGUUAAAGAUGCUAAAGAAGCAAAAGAAAUUGCAGCUAAAUUAGAAUAUCCAAUUAUGGUUAAAUCUACUGCAGGUGGUGGUGGUAUUGGAUUACAAAAAGUUGAUUCCGAAAAAGAUAUAGAAAGAGUUUUUCAAACUGUUCAACAUCAAGGAUUAUCAUAUUUUGGAGAUUCAGGAGUAUUUUUAGAAAGAUUUGUUGAAAAUGCAAGACAUGUUGAAAUUCAAAUGUUAGGGGAUGGUUUUGGAAAUGCUAUAGCAGUUGGAGAAAGAGAUUGUUCAUUACAAAGAAGAAAUCAAAAAAUUAUUGAAGAAACUCCUGCACCUGAUUUACCUGAAUCAACAAGACAAAAAAUGAGAAAAGCAGCUGAAAGUUUAGGUUCAUCAAUGCAUUAUAAAUGUGCUGGUACAGUUGAAUAUAUUUAUGAUCCAAAAAGAGAUGAAUUUUAUUUUUUAGAAGUUAAUGCAAGAUUACAAGUUGAACAUCCAAUAACAGAAAUGGUAACUGGUUUAGAUUUAGUAGAAUGGAUGCUUUUAAUUGCUGCUAAUACUCCACCAGAUUUUAAUCAAAAAAUUGAAAUUAAAGGUGCAUCAAUGGAAGCAAGAUUAUAUGCUGAAAAUCCAGUAAAAGAUUUUAUGCCAUCACCAGGUCAAUUAACUGAAGUAAAAUUUCCUAAAUGGGCUAGAAUAGAUACUUGGGUUGAAAAAGGUACUGUUGUUUCUGCUGAAUAUGAUCCAACUUUAGCUAAAAUUAUUGUUCAUGGUAAAGAUAGAAAUGAUGCUUUGAAAAAAUUACGUCAAGCAUUAGAUGAAACUGUUGUUUAUGGUUGUAUUACAAAUGUUGAUUAUCUUAGAUCAAUUGCAAAUUCAAAAAUGUUUGAAGAAGCUAAAGUUGCAACUAAAGUAUUAGAUUCAUAUGAUUAUAAACCUCAUGCUAUUGAAAUUUUAAAUCCAGGUGCUUAUACUACAGUUCAAGAUUAUCCAGGUAGAAAAGGUCAUUGGAAUGUUGGUGUUCCACCUUCAGGUUGUAUGGAUCAAUAUUCAUUUAGAAUAGCUAAUAGAAUAGUUGGUAAUGAUAGUUCAGCUCCAGGUAUUGAAAUUACAUUAAAUGGUCCAAAAUUAUUAUUUCAUCAAGAAUGUGUUAUAGCAGUAACUGGUGGUAAAGCUCCAAUUGAAGUUAAUGGUGAAAAAACAAAUCAAUGGGAACCAAUUAAUAUUAAAAGUGGUGAUAAAUUAUCUAUUGGUAAAUUAGAAACUGGUUGUCGUGCUUAUUUAGCUAUUAGAGGUGGAAUUGAUGUUAUUGAAUAUUUAGGUUCAAGAUCAACUUUUGCAUUAGGUAAUUUAGGUGGUUAUAAUGGUAGAGUAUUAAAAUUAGGUGAUGUUUUAUUUUUAGGUCAACCAGAAAUUUCAAGUUGUACAAUUCCAAGUCCAAUUUCAGCACCAACUAAAAUUCCAUCAAGUUUAAUUCCAAAUUAUGAACAUAAAAUAUGGCAAGUAGGUGUUACUUGUGGACCUCAUGGAUCACCUGAUUUUUUCAAACCUGAAUCAGUUGAUGAAUUUUUUAAAUCUACUUGGAAAGUUCAUUAUAAUUCAAAUAGAUUUGGUGUUAGAUUAAUUGGUCCAAAACCAAAAUGGGCAAGAUCAGAUGGUGGAGAAGCUGGUUUACAUCCUUCAAAUACUCAUGAUUAUGUGUAUUCAAUGGGUGCAGUUAAUUUUACAGGAGAUGAACCAGUUAUAUUAACUUGUGAUGGUCCAAGUUUAGGUGGAUUUGUUUGUGAAGCUGUUGUUGCUGAAUCUGAAUUAUGGAAAAUUGGUCAAGUUAAACCAGGUGAAUCUAUACAAUUUAUUCCAAUAACUUAUGAAACUGCUAAACAAUUAAAAGCACAACAAGAAGAAGAUAUCAAAACAUUAAAGGGAGAUUUACCCAAUUUAGAAGGCAAAGCAUUAAAUAAACCUGAAAAUCCAAUACUUUAUCAAUUAAAAGUUUCUGAAAAUGCUCCAACUGUUACUUAUCGUCAAGCUGGUGAUAGAUAUAUUUUAGUUGAAUAUGGAGAUAAUAUUCUUGAUUUAAAUAAAGCUUAUAGAAUUCAUAAAUUAGUUGAAAUGGUAAAAGAAUUUAAACCAAAGGGAAUAUAUGAAUUAUCACCUGGUGUUAGAUCAGUUUUAGUUGAAUAUACUGAUGAUAUUAGUCAAAAAGAAGCUUUAAAUAUAUUAGUAUCAUAUGAAAAAGAAAUUGCAUUUGUUAAUAAAUGGGAAGUUAAAUCAAGAAUUAUUAAAUUACCAAUGGCAUUUGAAGAUAAAAAGACAUUAGAUGCUGUAAAAAGAUAUCAAGAAACUAUUAGAAGUGAAGCUCCUUGGUUACCAAAUAAUGUUGAUUUUAUUGCAAAUAUUAAUGGAAUUACAAGAAAUGAUGUUAAAGAUAUGUUAUAUACUGCUAGAUUUUUAGUAUUAGGAUUAGGUGAUGUAUUUUUAGGAGCUCCAUGUGCUGUUCCAUUAGAUCCAAGACAUAGAUUUUUAGGUACUAAAUAUAAUCCUUCAAGAACUUUUACACCAAAUGGUACUGUUGGAAUUGGUGGUAAUUAUAUGUGUAUAUAUACAAUGGAAUCUCCAGGUGGUUAUCAAUUAGUUGGUAGAACAAUUCCAAUAUGGGAUAAAUUAACAAUAGCAGAUCAUUCACAAGAUUCAAAACAUCCUUGGUUAUUAUCACCAUUUGAUCAAAUUGAAUUUUAUCCAGUAAAUGAAGAAGAAAUUGAUAAAUUUUCGGAAGAAAUGAAUGCAGGUAAAUUUAAAGUUGAAAUUAUAGAUUCUAUAUUUGAUCAUGGAAAAUAUUUACAAUGGAUUCAAGAAAAUUCAGAAUCAAUUGAAUCAUUUAAAAAAUCUCAAAUUGGUGAUAAAUUAGAAGAAUUUAAUAAAUUAAUUCAAAUUUCAAAUUCUGAAUUAGAACAAAAUGGUUCAAAAAUUCAAGAAAUUGAAAAAUUUGAUGAUAAUGCUGAAAUGGUUUAUUCUGAAUAUUCAGGUAGAUUUUGGAAAUCUUUAGUUUCAGUUGGUGAUAAAGUUGAAUUAAAUCAACCUUUAAUUGUUGUUGAAGCUAUGAAAACUGAAAUGGUUGUUAAUGCUCCAAGAGAAGGAAAAGUUGUUAAAAUAUAUCAUAAAAAUGGUGAUAUGGUUGAUGCAGGUGAUUUGGUUGUAGUUUUAGAGUAA